AUGAAUGUUAGAAAUUUUUUUCGCGUGGCGCAAUGGGCUGAUCAUGCGGAAAGAGGCAACAUUGUAGCCGCUGCUCGCAAAGGAACCUCUUUUUUCCCCUCCGGUAAUCACUGGCCGAUUCUCGUCUCCUCUCGCCGGAUGGCUCAAAACAACACUGUCGACCACUUGGCCCAACUACUCGGCUCUUACGCUGGUCGUGACAAGGCACUCCGAGCCCUCGCCUUCUACCUCCAGCUAAAGUCCACUACCAGUCCUGAAAAUGCCAAGGAGCUUCUCGGCCUGGCCAAACAGCUCAGUUCGGCUCGUCUGGUCAUGCGACAGUUCAAUCAUCCCAGUAUGAUCAUCGCAUGCAGGCAAACGCUGUCGCUGCUCCGCACUGGGAAAGUCGGUCGCUCAGUGGACGUCGUGGAUUUCGGCGCUGCCGCCGCAGUCACUGGGAUUUACACCGUCUAUGGUUUCGUGGAACUUUUGGCGUGGCUUUCUGACGCCAAACUUCUUCCUUUCAACGCUGUCAGAUUAUUCCAAUACUGUCUUUACAUGUGGCUAGCAGCGUUGUUGGCCGGCAUCAUUCGCCAGUUGCGACUCAUCGCAACCAAGGGGCUGCUUAAGGGACAACAGGACGUAAUAACUCUUAUCGGCCUCGUCUGUGACUUUGUCAGCGGCGCCAACUCUCUUCCGGCAGGCGUACUUUGGGCUGGAAAGUUGCGACUUCGACAAACGGCAUGGCUCUCUUUGGUCGCCUCCGUCAUCGGCUUCUACAAACUCUGGUAG
Caenorhabditis auriculariae is the source of this 771-nucleotide messenger RNA. The record is from the annotation of a GenBank genome assembly. Lineage: Eukaryota; Metazoa; Nematoda; Chromadorea; Rhabditida; Rhabditidae.